This is a messenger RNA of Musca vetustissima, 744 nucleotides long. RefSeq lists its product as uncharacterized. NCBI's taxonomy places the organism in Eukaryota, Metazoa, Arthropoda, Insecta, Diptera, Muscidae. The transcript has a single exon. Bases 1 to 744 code for a protein of 247 amino acids. The record is from RefSeq and is a predicted model, not a curated record.
AUGCGUGGUGUAUUUAUAAUUUUAUCCGUUGUGGUGGCAAUUGCCUCCGGCCAAUACAAUUAUCAAAUUGGAAAUGAAGGCAGACAAACUGUAAGAGGACUUGUUGGAGGAUUUGCCAACAAUGCUAAAGCUGGCAGUACUUAUAACACGCUAAUCAAUGUCAAUGGACCAAAUGGACCAAAUACCUCACCAUUCCAAACAACAUUCUCCAAUGAUGGUUUCGUAACUUCCAGCCCCUCUUUCAACUCCGAUGAAUCUGCUCCCACCAACCAAUUCAUUACAUACACCGUUGAUGAAAAUGAUUUCAAGGAUAGCACACCCGAACGUGUCCUGCAAUCAGUGAAGAAACCCCAACGUGUUGUAUUCAUUAAAGGACCAUCAAAUAAGAAUUUCGAGGAUGCUAUAUUAGCAUUGGGUAAACGAACUGCUCAAACUGCCAUCUAUAUUCUCAGCAAACAAGCCGACAUUAAUGAAUUAACAAAUAAAUUCAAUUCGUUGAGUGAGAACAACAACGGCAACAAUCGGCCAGAGGUCCAUUUUGUUAAAUAUCGCACACCGGACGAUGCUGUCAAUGCUCAAAAUGCUAUUCAACAACAAUAUAAUACCUUGGGUGGUAGUUCUAGGACAAUUAAUGGCGGUUUGGCAUCAAGUUUGAAUUUUGCCUCUCCAACGCCUUUGGUUCAGCCUGCAAAUGUUGCAGUACCAGAUAACCAAUAUUUGCCAGGUUCAGUUCUUCGUUUGUAA